Messenger RNA from Darwinula stevensoni, 1605 nucleotides. The record is from the annotation of a GenBank genome assembly. NCBI's taxonomy places the organism in Eukaryota, Metazoa, Arthropoda, Ostracoda, Podocopida, Darwinulidae.
AUGCGAUGCGUGAGGAUCCUGGAGGGGGGAUGUCGGGAUGUGGGAUUUCCCCGCCUACUUGAUCACGUCCUCUCUCAUGAAUCGCCCUAUGGGUUGAGGGUAAGACCAGUGACUCUUAACACGAGACCUCAAGUCUCCUCUAUCGUGUUCGGCGAAAAACCAACCCUGGUCACUCUUCCUCUCGAGACACAUUACCAUGGAGGAUUUAAGUGCAUCAGCGGACAAGGUCGAGGAUGCGUUGCGAUCACCGCUGCUGCUUUCAUGCUCUCUCAUAUCCAGAUAAUUCUGAAGCUACUUGUAUGCACUCUCAUUACACAAAAGGAGGACGUUGUGGUGCUGAUAUCGGAUGAAAAGACACGGGAGAUCUUCACUGAAGCUCUCAAGUUGAUGAAAGCACCAAAAAUGCCACGUAUCUACACUCCGAGUUAUUUCCGAGGAUGCCAGAGUCUUCAGGUGAUGUGCGUUGGGGUAGAAGACUCAUGGGUGGUAGAGGGCAUCUCCCGGGCUAUCCGGACCCUCUUCAUUGUCGAGGGUGGGACUCACCCUAUGGUACAAAGCCGAAUGAAACUUUGGAGGGAGAUGGAGCGGAGAGGCUUCCUCCUCUACCACCCUUUAGUAUCUCCCACAGCCUUAGACUCCCUCACUAAGGACGACUGGAUGGCACUGAAUCGGAAAAGCUCCUUUCUCAAGAUAAGAAAUGGCGCUGAGAUAGAGGAAGGCGCAAGUAGGGAGACUCCUCGUCGAGAUGGGAAACAGAGGAUUUUCGCUGUGGGUAGAGGGAAAAAUGGAGUUCCUGGGAUGUUGGAAGUCCUUCAUUCAGACUCAACUCUCUGGGUUCAGCAAUUGUAUUCCGAAGAGAAUGUGAUCCUCGCCCACUCUGGUAGACUCAUCCACGGGAGAGAGAUGGAAGUUCGGAUCAUCCAUGUGGAGGAGAAGGAUCCCCUUGAGGCCCCUUUUGAAUGGGACGAGGUACUUCGCACCCCCCAUCAAUUCCACAUCAAAGCCACCACAGGGGUUAUCCUUCAAGACUCCCUUUUUCUCUUCGGAGGGGAGGGAAAUCUUCAAGAAGGACGCCGACUGGAUCUCAAUAAAGAGACUUGGAUGUCCCUCUUCCCCUUGCAAGGGAGGAGGAAGGCCGCAGCUUCGGUAAUGUUGGACCCCCACAGCAUCCUCGUUUUGGGGGGCUGGGACUCCGAAGCCAGGAGACGACUUUCCAGCUGCGAGCGUUUUGACACAAGAGCAGGGGAGUGGUCCUUCUUUCCCCACAUGCCCAUUCCUCUUUCGUCACAUGCCGUCGCCGUGUACAACGAGUACCUAUAUAUCUCAGGAGGAUUUAACGAGGGAGUAUCACAAAAGGAUGUAUGGAGGUGUAGUGUGAAUGGGGGAGGGCCAUGGGAGAAACUCCCCUCAUUGAACAUAAACAGACAUGAUCAUGGCAUUGUGAGAGACGGUGCGGGGACACUCUCUGUCAUGGGCGGGAGACAGCUAAGGGAUCAGAAAGAUGUCGAUGUCCUCGAGACGGAGAACUUUACUCUGGAUGAAGGAUGGGUCACCCAGGAAAGACUUCCCUUCCUGUCUUUGUUGAAGGCGACAGAGAUGGAAUGA